GAAAGGGUGGGGAGCGUGAAAUUCACAGCUGUGCCUUUAGUCUUAUCUGUUUUGGAAACACAAUUCAAACCUACAGGCAUCCAGUGCUGUUUCUGUGUCUAUGUAGUGAUGGCAGAGGCACACCAGGCAGUAGCGUUUCAGUUCACCAUCACUGCAGAGGGGAUCAACCUGCACCUCUCCUACCAGGCCCUCAAUCAAAUCUACCUCUCUGGAUUGCGGUCCUGGAAGAAACGCAUCAGCAGGAUUAGAAAUCAUAAAAGGUGUAUACCCAGCUAGCCCCUCCUCCUUGCUUUUUGUUGUCAUAGCAAUCCUGGCCACUAUGUACAUGCAGUCCGAUCCGUCUAUGGGCCUAAUUGCUAAGAUACAGGAGCACCUGCCCCUCAGUCUGUCUUUGAGUGCUCAGGGGCAGACUAUGCUGUCAGCAUUGGUGUUCAGUACUCUGCUGUGGUUGUCCCUCAUUCUGGCUCUGAAGUUCUGUCUGAAGCUUCUCCUGUCGUACCAUCAAUGGAUGUUUGAGAAACAUGGUUGCAUCUCUACCAAGACCAAAGUCUGGGCGACGCUAGUUCGGUUGCUGUCUAGUAAGAAACCAUUACUCUACAGUUAUCAGACUUCUUUACCACACCUGCCUGUUCCUUCCAUUAAAGACACACUGGAAAAAUAUCUUGAGUCCGUGAAGCCUUUGCAAAGUGUGACUGAUUUUCAGCAAAUGACAAGACUGGCUGCCGAGUUUGAGAAAAGUCUGGGUAGCCACCUUCAAAGAUAUCUCAGACUCAAAGCCCUGUGGGCCACCAACUAUGUUAGUGAUUGGUGGGAGGAAUAUGUUUACCUCCGUGGGCGGAGUCCCAUCAUGGUCAACAGUAACUAUUAUGGCAUGGACUUCCUGUAUGUGACACCUACGACUAAUCAGGCAGCUCGAGCUGGAAAUACCAUCACAGCCCUGUUUCUAUAUCGCCGCAAGGUCAACCGAGAGGAGCUCAAACCUAGUCGUAUUCCUGGCACAGUCGUACCACUGUGUGCAGCUCAGUGUGAACGCAUGUUCAACACCACACGCACACCUGGAGAGGAGACAGAUGUGCUGCAGCACUGGCAGGACAGUGAGUUUGUCGCUGUGUACCAUAGGGGGCGGUACUUUAAGUUAUGGGUCUACAGAGCGGGACGCCUGCUGUCACCCAGAGAGAUCCAGUAUCAGAUUCAAAGGAUUCUGGAUGACCCCUUACCUCCUUUUCCAGGAGAGGACAAACUAGGAGCCCUAACUGCAGGAAACAGGGUGCCCUGGGCUCGGGUCCGGAAACAGUAUUUCAGCUCUGGUGUGAAUAAGCAAUCGUUGGACAGCAUUGAGAAAGCUGCUUUUUUUGUCACACUAGAUGAUGAGGAAGAAGGUAUGAUUGGGGAAGAAACAUCUAUGAACUUGGACCGCUAUGCCAAAUCCCUUUUGCACGGCAAAUGCUAUGACAGGUGGUUUGAUAAGUCUUUUUCUGUCAUGGUAUAUAGGAAUGGAAAGAAUGGACUGAAUGCAGAACACUCUUGGGCUGAUGCUCCUAUAGUGGCUCAUCUGUGGGAGUUCACUCUCGCCACAGAUACAUUUCAGUUGGGUUACACCACAGACGGAAACUGCAGGGGAGAGGUUGAGCACUCCUUACCACCUCCUCAACGUUUAAGCUGGGACUUACCAUUGGAGGUUCAGGCUCAGGUUUCUGAGUCUCUUGCUGUUGCACAAGCACUAGCUGAUGAUGUGGACUGUCAUGUUUUUCCCUUCAAAGAAUUUGGCAAAGGCUGCAUCAAGAAAAUGAAAAUCAGCCCAGAUUCUUUUGUUCAGCUGGCCCUGCAGCUGGCCUAUUACAGGGAUAGAGGGACAUUCUGCCUGACUUAUGAGGCCUCAAUGACACGUCUAUUUUGUGAGGGUCGCACCGAGACUGUGCGCUCCUGCUCCAAUGAAAGCUGUGCCUUUGUCUGUGCGUUGGUAGCUGGAGAGGACAGAGAGCAAUGCAGUAAGCUGUUCAGAAAGGCUGCUGAGAAGCAUCAGAACCUCUACCGUCUGGCCAUGACUGGAUCUGGCAUUGACAGGCACCUCUUCUGCCUGUAUGUGGUCUCAAAAUACCUGGGGACAGAGUCACCUUUCCUGAAAGAGGUGUUGUCAGAGCCCUGGCGCCUCUCCACCUCUCAGACCCCUGUGCAACAGAUGGAGCUGUUUGAUCUGGUGAACCAUCCUGAGUUCAUCUCACCGGGAGGAGGCUUUGGUCCGGUGGCUGAUGAUGGUUACGGUGUGUCCUAUAUCAUCAUGGGAGAGGAAAUAAUCAACUUCCAUGUGUCCUCCAAGCACUCCUGCAAAGAGACUGAACGACAUCGAUCCACAUCGAUCUCAAACACUCGCUGCUCAAGAACAACCAUAAAAACAACAACAACAAAUAAUUGCGCUCCUUUCCUGCUUAGUGUUGGACUCCACUGCUACGUGUUGCUGAAUGAUGACAAACUAUAGCCUGUACUAGCCAGACAUCACUUCAGUCUUUUAUGAUGGACUUAAGAGGAUGAACUGAUGCCAACUCCAAAUGCAAGACAUUGGAUACUUUAUAUGCCACUGCCUGAACCUUGGAUUUAGGAUGGACCCCACCGAACCUCACCAAAAUUACCAUACCAGUUGAACUGCAAUGCACCUCAUUGAUCUCUGCCUGCAUCACCUUUGUCUAUUGAUGGACUACACUCUUGAAAUGGAAUACAUAGACUAUCAAAAAAUUGCCAACAAAAACCUUCAUCAGCCAACUAACAAAGGACCAUGCAUCUAUGUGAUCUUCUGCAGCUAAUCCACGAUGGACUUCAAAGUCAUUAAUCAUUAAUCUUGUGUAAUUAUGUGUAUAACAGAUGUUUAAAUUGUGCUGUGUUUAUUUGAUGUUAUUGUAAAUUGGUAUAUGUCUCAUCACUGUCACGACUGCUAUGUUGAUCAGAACUGCACCCAAGAAUUUCACACACCAUUGCACUUGUGUAUAUGUCUGUGUGACAAUAAAGUGAUUUGAUUUUU
Messenger RNA from Myxocyprinus asiaticus (Chinese sucker), 3013 nucleotides. RefSeq names its product carnitine palmitoyltransferase 1A2b (gene cpt1a2b). The record is from RefSeq and is a predicted model, not a curated record. Gene Ontology annotation, cellular component: mitochondrion. Gene Ontology annotation, molecular function: carnitine O-palmitoyltransferase activity. The transcript is spliced from 20 exons. The coding region runs from base 320 to 2476 and encodes 718 amino acids. NCBI's taxonomy places the organism in Eukaryota, Metazoa, Chordata, Actinopteri, Cypriniformes, Catostomidae. Gene Ontology annotation, biological process: carnitine metabolic process; fatty acid metabolic process.